Molecule: messenger RNA, 1019 nt
Organism: Galeopterus variegatus (Sunda flying lemur)
Lineage: Eukaryota; Metazoa; Chordata; Mammalia; Dermoptera; Cynocephalidae
Product: low-density lipoprotein receptor-related protein 1B-like
Exons: 5
Source: RefSeq, a predicted model, not a curated record
GUGUCAGUGCAAUCGAAGUGGUUGUGGAACAUGGCCUGGCUACCCCAGAAGGCCUGACAGUAGACUGGAUAGCAGGCAACAUAUACUGGAUAGACAGCAAUCUGGACCAAAUCGAAGUGGCAAAACUAGAUGGUUCCUUAAGAACGACACUAAUAGCAGGAGCCAUGGAACACCCCAGGGCCAUUGCUCUGGACCCAAGAUAUGGAAUUCUUUUCUGGACAGACUGGGAUGCCAAUUUUCCUCGCAUCGAGUCUGCCUCUAUGAGUGGUGCUGGGAGAAAAACCAUCUAUAAAGACAUGAAAACUGGAGCUUGGCCUAAUGGACUAACCGUGGACCACUUCGAAAAAAGGAUAGUUUGGACAGAUGCCAGGUCAGAUGCUAUUUAUUCAGCCCUCUAUGAUGGAACAAACAUGAUAGAAAUUAUCCGAGGUCAUGAAUACCUUUCUCAUCCCUUUGCUGUGUCUUUGUAUGGGAGUGAAGUCUAUUGGACAGACUGGAGAACCAACACAUUGUCCAAAGCCAAUAAAUGGACAGGGCAGAAUGUCAGUGUGAUUCAGAAAACCAGUGCUCAGCCAUUUGACCUUCAGAUAUACCAUCCCAGUCGUCAGCCACAAGCUCCCAAUCCUUGUGCAGCUAAUGACGGCAAAGGCCCCUGCUCUCACAUGUGUCUGAUCAAUCAUAAUAGGAGCGCUGCUUGUGCAUGCCCCCACUUGAUGAAGCUUUCUUCAGACAAGAAGACCUGCUAUGAAAUGAAAAAAUUUCUUCUUUAUGCAAGGCGUUCUGAAAUCAGAGGAGUGGAUAUAGACAAUCCAUAUUUUAACUUUAUCACGGCCUUCACAGUCCCUGAUAUUGAUGAUGUUACUGUGAUAGAUUUUGAUGCAUCUGAGGAACGUUUAUACUGGACAGAUAUUAAAACACAAACCAUUAAACGGGCUUUCAUUAACGGAACUGNCGUUUAUACUGGACAGAUAUUAAAACACAAACCAUUAAACGGGCUUUCAUUAACGGAACUGUGUUAG